Messenger RNA from Pseudomassariella vexata, 699 nucleotides. RefSeq lists its product as uncharacterized. The record is from RefSeq and is a predicted model, not a curated record. NCBI's taxonomy places the organism in Eukaryota, Fungi, Ascomycota, Sordariomycetes, Amphisphaeriales, Pseudomassariaceae. The coding region runs from base 35 to 502 and encodes 155 amino acids. The transcript has a single exon.
GGGAUCUUCAAUUAUCAAUGCUCCGUAAUUCCGAAUGGGCACCUGGGAAGCUAGGCGUCGACUAUUUGCGAGCAUGUUUGUCACACUAUCCGAGCUGUCGGAUUAUAAACUCUGUUUGCUACACUUCCUACGGCCACUCCUAAGCUUGCCUGCUUCUCCACUCCACGGCUUUCCAAUUAGCACACUUCCGGCGGUCCAGAGAGGCCAACCAACAUCUAUCCUGGGGGGGUGUUCGCAAAGCAUGACAGGGUACGGAGCGCGCUCCGGUAGCUUCUCUCCUGGUCCUCGUACGUCCAACGCCACGUGGUUGUACGGCCUAUGGUCGGAUGUGGGUGGCAGGUGGUCCAGACCUGUCCAUUGCCUGCACAGCCGACAUGCGUACAUAUAUGACGUAUAUCGAUAUCCUCCCUCGACCUUGCCGCUUGGGUCUUUCCGAAUCAUGGGACAUGGAACCACGUUUAUGAUGAGAGCGCAUAAUUACGCAAGUCCCUCUUGGUCGUGAACACUGGCGCGACUAGAUGCAAUGACCGAGGCCUCAUAUGCGCGCCAGCAUCUUAUGUUGCCACGGUCAAAACUCCGACGGUAAACAGGGAGCCGAUUACCAGGCUCCUGAUGGGUACUUGCGCCAUGAAGGCGUUAGACCUAGUGUUUCACAUCAGCUGAUAUUUCCUCUCACGGCACAGCAGUGUUCUCUGCUCG